GGCUUUUGGGCGAUGACGUCCUAUUAAGGCGACUUGACCGCGCGAACCUAAAUGUGGCGGUUGUUUCUCGUAGCUGGUAACUGUUAAAUACCGACUCGACUGUUGAGCCAGGCAUGUUUAGUCCCCGCAGCGCCCCGGGCUCCGGCCGCCGGCAGCAGGGCAGGCCCGGCGGGAGGAAGAGCGUCUCCGGAGCGGCCAGCAGCCUGCUGUUCUCCCCGCGCAGGACGCCUCUGUCGGCGAGGUCAACACCCACGCGAGUCCAGAGCCACGGCACCGCGGACUCCGUCAGCUACGAUGUGCAGACCUUCGGCUCCUCGCUCCCCGUUAAAGUGAUGGAGGCUCUGACGAUGGCAGAUGCUGAUGAUCAGACCUCGGUGAAGGUGGAUGAGAGCGGCUGGGCCUGGAUGGUUUGUGGAGAGAGACUCAUUAUCUGGAAAAUCGGCCAAACCGCUGUGGCCAAGCUGUCGGUGUGUAAAGAGCUGCAGCUCCCCAGCAGCGAGUACAACUACACGGCCGACCUCGUGGCCGUGGCGUCGGCUGCACCUCUGGACACGGCCCCUCUUCAGUCCAUCUCUGUCCUGGCAGUGGCAGCAGAGGGCACAGCCCGGUUCUGGCUCAGCCUCGCACAGGAGGGAAACUACACAGACACAGAUCUGGACCUGGGACAUCUCUGCAACUUUGUUGUUGCUGUCAGAGGUGAGAGCUUUGUGGUGUCCUCAGCCAAGAGUCAGCUGCUGAGGGCGAGUGCAGAUUGUUCAGGAAAGCUGCAGGUUCGAGCUCUGCAGCAGGGUCAAGGCAUGUUGUCGGGCAUCGGACGCCGUGUCUCCAGCCUGUUUGGCAUCCGCUCCCCGUCGGCCAGUGACACACUCCAGUCUGUGCUGUGGGCGGGUGCAGCCAGCUGCCUCUACACGCUGACCAGCUCCAGUCUGAACAAAUGGGAUGUGAACGACAGAUGGGAGAACCAGGUCCUCAGCUGGGACGCCCGCAGAGCUCUGACUGAGAGCAUCGCUGACUCCAUCUGGGGAUCAGAGAGCAACUAUAAUGAGAUGAAGGAGGGAGUCAAUGUGGCGUAUCUGGACGUGAAGCUCAGCCAAGCCGGUCUGGUGGUUUUGGCUGCAGCCUGGCACCCGGCGGACACUCCCUGCCUGGCUUACUUCUGCCUGGUCACCCUGCAGGACCACGGCGCCACCGUCUCAGAGCAGUUCACCGUGGAGGUCACAAAGUACAACCCUCCUUUCCAGAGUGAGGACGCCCUGCAGGCCACACGGUUGGUGCUGCCUCCUGCUCCCGGCUCCACCGCCUUCCUCUACAACGAAGAGCUGGUGUUCGCCUGCUCAACAGGAGCCAGCAGGGCCGCGCUGCCUGAUGAGAAACUCAGCUUUAACUCACCCGGCGACGGCAUUCGUGGAGGAGGCUGCUGCUCCAACCUGCCGGUGUUUUUCUCCCAGAACAGCGGCCUGGUGGCGGUGGUGCCAAGAGAGAGCGCCUCCAUCCUUCCAGAGACCAUGGAGGACUCUCUGUGCUCGUCCCUGGCUGCAGCGCCGGAGGUUUCAGCCAUGGAGACUCCGUCCAGAGCAGAGCCUGUAGCUCAGGAGGACAAAACCAAACUCCUGAAGGCCGCCUUCCUGCAGUUCUGUCGUAAUGACCUGGUGGGAGCACAGACUGUCACAGAUGAGCUCUUCCCCACCGACGGUGAUGGAGACCAGGAACCCGAGCUGGACACUGUGGUGACUCAGAUCAACCUGGACCUGGUGGACGAUUACCCGGCCUCGGACCCCCGCUGGGCUGAGUCUGUCCCCGAUGAGGGCGCAGGCUUUCCUCUCACCUCCCUCAUCAUCCUGCACCAGCUGGAGGACAAGAUGAAGGCCCACAGCUGCUUCAUGGACUUCCUGCUACAGGUGGGUCUCCUGGACCGGCUCAGCUGUGUGACGGUGCGCUCGUCUCCCAUGGCAACGCGCCUGCUGCUCUGUGAGCACGCUGAGAAGCUGCAGGCAGCCAUGGUGCUGAAGAACCACCACGCCAAGCAGUCUGAGCUCGUCAACCGGGUCAUCAGCUCGGCGCUGCAGAGGAACGGCGCCGCCGUGCCGCCCAGCCUCACCGCCGCCGACGUCUUCUUCAGAGAGGUGUCUCAGAUCUCCUCAGUGUUCGAUUGUCUGCUGGAGGAGGAGGAGCGGAGCCUGAAGGAGAACCCCAUGGAGUCGGUGCAGUGGGCCCAGGUGGUUCUCACCGUCAACAACAUCAUCAAGGACAUGCUUCAGGCUGCGGGUCAGUACAGAGAGACCAAAGCCUCUAUGUACAGAGCUUCUGAAAAUGCUCCUGCAGAGCCCGAGUACAUCCCAUGGACAGCGUCAGGAGGUGUCGGUGGCGUUCGCAGCGUCCUCUCUCGCCAACACGAGCUCAUCCUGCGCUGGGUUUACCCUCACGCUGACUCGGAGCUGCGCGGCGCCCUGUGUGAGCAGCUGGUGACGCUGCUGGACAUCUACCUGGGCGGCUACGUUGCCCAGCUGAGCUCCCUGCAGCAGCAGAGGCCCCCGGGGGCCCAACAGGAGCGCUACAACAGCCUGGAGAUGGAGUACGGCCAGCGGCGGUCCGAGCUGCUGGCGCCGCUCCUGGAGCUGGGUCAGUACCAGUGGGUGGCCGCUCUGGCAGAGAAGUACUGUGACUUCGACAUCCUGGUGCAGAUGUGUGAGAAGACUGACAACCAGAGCCGCCUGCAGCACUACAUGGCCAAGUUCGCUGACCAGAACUUUGCCGACUUCCUGUUUCGCUGGUACAUGGAGAAGGGGAAGAGAGGGAAGCUGCUGUCCCAGCCGGCCGCGCAGCACCAGCAGCUGUCCAGCUUCCUGCAGGCUCACCAGCACCUGAGCUGGCUGCACCACAUCAACGUGCACGACUACCGAAGCGCCCACAGGACGCUCUACAGCCAGGCCCACAUGGAGACAUGCUACUUCGUUAAGAAGAAGACGCUGCUGGCGCUCAGCAAACUGACGGCGCUGGCGUCCGACCUGCCAGAGGACCAAGUCAACAAACAAGUCGAAGACAUCGUGGAGCAGGAACGUUUCCUGCUGCAUCAGGAGACUCUGCCUCGACAGCUGCUGGAGGACAAACAGCAGAACCCCGACACCAUGCCGCUGCUCAGCACUCACAACCUCAUACAGUUGUACAUCUGUGACGAUAACAGAGGCGCCAACGAGUACGACUUCAAAAAGGCUCUGGAUCUGCUGGAGUACAUCGACGAGGAGGACGGCGUGGACAUCGACUCGCUGAAAUGUGAGGUUUUGGCCAAAGCACUGCGGAGAGACGACUGGUCUGUUGCCGACGGGAAUGAUGAUCCGCUGGAAGCUGCCAAAGACAGCAUCUUUGUUAAGAUCCUCCUCAAACUCAUCCAGGAAGGCGUUUCCCUGCAGACGUACCUGCCUGACGUCAGGGAACUGCUGGACUCAGACGAUCUCAGCAGUUUGAAAUCAAAACCUUACUUUGAAUUUGUGCUUCGAGCCAAUUACGAACAUUACCUCCAGGUCCAGAUGUGAAGUCUCUGCUCUGCUUCUUUCACAUUAUUGUUGUGUAGUAAUGACUUUUCUAAAUAAAUGUUUUUUUUUUUUCAUUA
Molecule: messenger RNA, 3607 nt
Organism: Betta splendens (Siamese fighting fish)
Lineage: Eukaryota; Metazoa; Chordata; Actinopteri; Anabantiformes; Osphronemidae
Gene: nup133
Product: nucleoporin 133
Exons: 25
Coding region: 114-3530 (1138 amino acids)
Biological process (GO): protein import into nucleus; transcription-dependent tethering of RNA polymerase II gene DNA at nuclear periphery; poly(A)+ mRNA export from nucleus
Cellular component (GO): nuclear pore outer ring
Molecular function (GO): protein binding; structural constituent of nuclear pore
Source: RefSeq, a predicted model, not a curated record